AUGGAAAGAGGUUCCGAAUUCUGCCCAGUAAUCCAGGGAAUGGAGUACGAAUUGGAGUUGGCUGACGGAUACGAUGAGAUUCAUUCUAUUCCUUCUCUGCUGCGUUGUUUUAGUGAGCGUGGGGUUGACUUCGGAUCCAUGCAAGGACCCGUUCAGGAAAACAGGACCCUGCAGGGCUCUUUUUUAGGAGAUGGGGAUAUGACGACGGCAAAUGCAAACAAUUCAUUUACGGCGGUUGCGGUGGAAACAGAAACAAUUUUAAAAGUGAAGAGGAAUGCAAAAGAACCUGCAUGA
Molecule: messenger RNA, 294 nt
Organism: Necator americanus (New World hookworm)
Lineage: Eukaryota; Metazoa; Nematoda; Chromadorea; Rhabditida; Ancylostomatidae
Exons: 4
Coding region: 1-294 (97 amino acids)
Source: RefSeq, a predicted model, not a curated record